AUGAGCAGCUCCUUCAAGCGGAGCUCCCUUCGCAGUUCCACCUCGGGAUCGCAGAAGGGACACAAGGCGUGGAUCGAGAGGACCUUCUGCCGGCGAGAGUGCAUCUGCGUGGUGCCCAGCACCAAGGACCCCAGCAGGUGUUGCUGCGGCCAGCUCAUCAGCCUGCAUGUCCCGCCUCCGCCCGGCGUGGCGUCCGCCAAAAAUGGGGAGGAGAGCCGGGAGCCGGAGGGGCCCCCGGAGAAGUGGUCGGUGGCCAGACACACCCAGGCCUACCCGACCGACGCCUACGGCACGCUGGAGUUCCAGGGCGGCGGCUACUGCAACAAAGCCAUGUACGUCCGCCUGGCCCACGACACGAAGCCGGACGCGCUGCUGCACCUCAUGGUGAAGGACUGGCAGCUGGAGCUGCCCAAGCUGCUCGUCUCGGUGCACGGGGGCCUGCAGGCCUUCCCGCUGCCGCCCAAGCUCAAGCAGGUGUUCGGCAAGGGCCUGGUCAAGGCCGCCGUGACCACGGGCGCCUGGAUCUUCACCGGGGGCGUCAGCACGGGGGUCAUCAGCCACGUGGGGGACGCGCUGAAGGAGCACGCCUCCACCUCGCGGGGCCGCGUCUGCGCCAUCGGCAUUGCGCCCUGGGGCCUGGUGGAGAACAAGGAGGACCUGCUGGGGAGGGACGUGACCCGGCUCUACCAGACCAUGUCCAACCCGCUGAGCAAGCUGUCCGUGCUCAACUCCUCCCACACGCACUUCGUCCUGGCCGACAACGGCACACUGGGUCGCUAUGGCGCCGAGGUGAAGCUGCGGCGGCAGCUGGAGAAGCACAUCUCCCUGCAGAAGAUCAACACACGCCUGGGCCAGGGCGUGCCGGUGGUGGGCCUGGUGGUGGAGGGGGGCCCCAACGUCUUCUCCGUGGUGCUGGAGUACCUACAGGAGGAGCCCCCGGUGCCCGUGGUGGUGUGCGACGGCAGCGGCCGGGCCUCUGACAUCCUGUCCUUCGCGCACAAGUACUGCGAGGACGGAGGGGUCAUCGGCGAGCCACUGCGCGACCAGCUGCUGGUCACCAUCCAGAAGACAUUCAACUGCAGCCGGCCCCACGCGCUGCAGCUGCUGGCGGUGCUGGCGGAGUGCAUGAAGAGGAAGGAGCUGGUGACGGUGUUCAGGAUGGGCGCUGAGGGGCAGCCGGACAUGGAGAUGGCGAUUCUGACCGCCCUGCUGAAGGGGACCAACGCGUCCGCCCCGGACCAGCUGAGCCUGGCGCUGGCCUGGAACCGCGUGGAUAUUGCCCGGAGCCAGAUCUUCGUCUUCGGGCCCCACUGGCCGCCCCUGGGCAGCCUGGCCCCGCCGGCGGACAGCAAGGCCACGGAGCGGGGGAAGAGGCAGCCCACGGCCACCAGCAGGGGCCGGGCCAAGGGCAAGCGCCAGGCGAAGGGCAAGGAGGAGGCGGAGGAGGAGGCCGACCCCCGCAAGCAAGAGCUGCUCAACUGGGUGACCGCGCUGGAGCAGGCCAUGCUGGACGCCCUGGUGCUGGACCGUGUGGAGUUCGUGAGGCUGCUGAUCGAGAACGGGGUCAGCAUGCAGCGCUUCCUCACCGUCCCGCGGCUGGAGGAGCUAUACAACACGAGACUCGGGCCGCCCAACACGCUGCACCUGCUCGUCAGGGACGUGAAGAAGGGCAACCUGCCGCCCGACUACCACAUCAGCCUCAUCGACAUCGGGCUGGUGCUGGAGUACCUCAUGGGCGGCGCCUACCGCUGCCACUACACCCGCAAGAGCUUCCGGACGCUCUACAACACCCUGUUCGGGCCCAAGCGGCCGAAGGCGCUUAAGCUUCUGGGGAUGGAGGACGAGGAGCCCCCGGCCAAGGGGAAGCGGAAGAAAAAGCGUGGGAAGGAGGAGGAGGUGGAGGUGGACGUGGACGACCCGGCCGUCAGCCGCUUCCGGCACCCGUUCCACGAGCUGAUGGUGUGGGCCGUGCUGAUGAGGCGGCAGCGCAUGGCGGUGUUCCUGUGGCGGCGCGGCGAGGAGAGCAUGGCCCGCGCCCUGGUGGCCUGCAAGCUCUACAAGGCCAUGGCCCACGAGUGCGCCGAGAGCGAGCUGGUGGACGACGUGUCCCAGGACCUGGACAGCUACUCCAAGGACUUCGGGCAGCUGGCCGUGGAGCUGCUGGACCAGUCCUACCGGCACGACGAGCAGGUGGCCAUGAAGCUGCUCACCUGCGAGCUGCGGAACUGGAGCAACUCCACCUGCCUCAAGCUGGCCGUGGCCGCCAAGCACCGCGACUUCAUCGCCCACACCUGCAGCCAGAUGCUGCUCACCGACAUGUGGAUGGGGCGGCUGCGCGUGCGCAAGAACCCGGGCCUGAAGGUCAUCCUGGGCAUCCUCCUGCCGCCCACCAUCCUGCUGCUGGAGUUCCGCACGCAUGACGACUUCUCCUACCAGACGGCCAAGGAGAACGAGCUGGGCCGGGAGCAGGAGGAGGAGGCCGCGGACCCCAGCGCGGACGCCGGCUCCAGGAAGGGGGACGAGGAGAGCGAGCACAGGAAGCAGCGGGGCCUCCCCAUCGGGACCAAGAUCUGCGAGUUCUACAACGCGCCCAUCGUCAAGUUCUGGUUCUACACGAUCUCCUACCUGGGCUACCUGCUGCUCUUCAACUACGUCAUCCUGGUGCGCAUGGAGCGCUGGCCCUGCCUGCAGGAGUGGGUGGUCAUUGCCUACAUCGUGACGCUGGCCCUGGAGAAGGUGCGGGAGAUCCUCAUGUCGGAGCCGGGCAAGCUGAGCCAGAAGGUGAGGGUGUGGCUGCAGGAGUACUGGAACCUCACGGACCUGGCGGCCAUCGCCGUGUUCCUGGCGGGCGCCGCGCUGCGCCUGCAGCGGGAGCCGUACAUGGGCUACGGCCGCGUGCUCUACUGCGUGGACGUCAUCUUCUGGUACGUCCGCGUGCUCGGCAUCUUCGGCGUCAGCAAGUACCUGGGGCCCUACGUGAUGAUGAUCGGCAAGAUGAUGGUCGACAUGCUGUACUUCGUGGUGAUCAUGCUGGUCGUGCUGAUGAGCUUCGGCGUCGCCCGCCAGGCCAUCCUGCACCCGGACGAGGAGCCGUCGUGGCGGCUGGCCCGUAACAUCUUCUACAUGCCCUACUGGAUGAUCUACGGGGAGGUGUUUGCGGACCAGACCGACCUCUACGCCAUGGAAAUCAACCCUCCGUGUGGCGAGAACCAGUAUGACGAGGAGGGCCGGCGUCUGCCGCCCUGCAUCCCAGGCGCCUGGCUGACCCCCGCCAUCAUGGCCUGCUACCUGCUGGUGGCCAACAUCCUGCUGGUCAACCUGCUCAUCGCCGUCUUCAACAACACCUUCUUCGAGGUGAAGUCCAUCUCCAACCAGGUGUGGAAGUUCCAGCGCUACCAGCUCAUCAUGACCUUCCACGACCGGCCGGUGCUGCCGCCGCCCAUGAUCCUGCUGAGCCACCUCUACAUCAUCGCCCGGCGGCUGGGCGGCCGCUGCCGCCGGAGGCGGGAGGGCGAGCAGGACGAGCAGGACCGCGGGCUGAAGCUGUUUCUCAGCGACGAGGAGCUGAAGCGGCUGCACGAGUUCGAGGCGCAGUGUGUGCAGGAGCACUUCCAGGGGAAGGAGGACGAGCAGCAGUCGUCCAGCGAGGAGCGCAUCCGUGUCACCUGCGACAGGGUGGAGAACAUGUCCAUGCAGCUGGAGGAGAUGAACGAGCGGGAGGGCUUCAUGAAGACGGCGCUGCAGACCGUGGACCUGCGGCUCUCGCAGCUGGAGGAGCUGUCGGGCCGUGUGGCCGGCGCCCUGGAGGCCCUGGCGGGCAUCGACCGCUCCGAGCUGCUGCCCGGGCGCUCCCGGGCCUCCUCCGAGGGCGAGACCACCUUCCUGCUGCGGCAGGGCAGCGUGCACAGCGCCGACAGCAGCGCGGGCGGCGGCGGAUACCGCUUCCCCCUGCCCGCCGAGGAGCCGGGCCCGGGGCUGGGCACCAAGAGAGCCUGCUCCUUCCGAGGGAAGGCAGAGAAGGACCCCGGGGGCAGCUGGCUGGCCUCAGACCACGGCCAGGACCCGCCGGGCCGAGCGAGGGGGAGGGAGGAGACGAAGGCCCUGCCCGCAGAGCAGACAUCGGAUUUGCAGAACACGCAGCUCACGGUCGGAGCUGCCGCAGCAGCAGGGACGGAGGCGGCUGCUCCCAGGCCUCCGGGACACACCAACAGGCCCCGCUCCGGCCCCGACGAGGCGUUCGGCGCCUGUCACACCCUGGAGUCCACCAGCGUCGUGUACUCCCACGGCAGGAGGCUGGUCGGUGAGCCAGGGACGUGCGGGCCGGGCGUGGGCCAGGCGUGGGCCGCGGAGUGGAAGUACCAGGUCCACAGGAUCACGCGGUCCCGCAGCACCGACCUGCCCCCGUACGCGGUGUCGGAAGCCGCGAGGCUGGCAGGCCCGGAGGAGGAGGAGGAGGAGGAGGCUGGCGGUGCCGCUGCUCCAGGGGUUCCCUGGACGCCCCGCCCGUCCCUGGCCGUGGCCGAGCCCGCGGAGACGGGGAACCUGCUGACGGUGGGCGCGGGCCGGGCGCCGGGGUUCCCGUCGUUGAGGUCCAAGAGCUUGCACGGCCGCCCGGGGAGGGCUCCGGGCGCGCGGGCCCGGCUAGACACCCCCGGGCACGCCGGCAGCGUGGGCAGCCUCGUCGGCACGCCCAAGACGGAGGCCACACCUGCAGAAACGGAAUGCUGA
Pipistrellus nathusii (Nathusius's pipistrelle) is the source of this 4728-nucleotide messenger RNA. The record is from the annotation of a GenBank genome assembly. NCBI's taxonomy places the organism in Eukaryota, Metazoa, Chordata, Mammalia, Chiroptera, Vespertilionidae.